AUGGGACAGAGUAUAAAUGAAUUUAAACUCAUAUCAGAAACUUUCACAUCUUCUGCAUCUUCCACAAUAACACAAGAGGUUAGACACAUCCAUUUAGAGCGAAAUAUAAUUGUGACUAAAGAAGAUUUGUUGCUAUUCAAAAAACUAAAUAAAGAACAACUAACAGCAUAUGACGCCAUCUUUGAUAGAAUAUUUUCAAAUGGAUCAAGAGUUUUUUUUAUUGAUGGUCUUGGAGGAACAGGAAAAAGCUUCUUAUACCGUGCUCUACUAGCUAUGGUACGAUCCAGGGGAUUUAUAGCUUUAGCUAUAACAACUUCUAGUUUUGCGACUUUCGUACUUCCUGGUGGCCGGACUGCUCACUCCCGUUUUAAACUUUCUAUUGAUACAAGUAGAAAUUAUAGUUGCAAUAUAAGUAAACAAAGUUCGCUUGCAUCUUUAAUCCGAGAUGCAAAACUAAUAGUAUGGGAUGAGGUGUCAAUGGCAAAGAAAAAACUUGUUGAGACUUUUGAUUUACUCUUGAGAGAUAUUAUGGACAAAGAUACACUCUUUGGUGGUAAAGUCGUCGUUUUCGGAGGUGAUUUCAGACAGACUUUGCCAGUUAAAGGUAAACCAUUUAGCAUUUGGAUUUGUGUACCAAAAGUUAUGGCUGGUAUAUUACAGGCUGUCCGAGAAGAUGAAGAAGAAAUUUGUGUUGCACAGAGCUGA
This is a messenger RNA of Nicotiana tabacum (common tobacco), 705 nucleotides long. NCBI's taxonomy places the organism in Eukaryota, Viridiplantae, Streptophyta, Magnoliopsida, Solanales, Solanaceae. The record is from RefSeq and is a predicted model, not a curated record.